AUGGCACCGCCCGCUCGCUCACUCGCAAAUGUGAUCUAUCUCGAUGGAGCCCCUCGCAUCAAAGGCGGCGGCCAGACGGGGGUGGAGGAAAUUGGCAGGGUAGCGAUGGUCCAGGCGCAGCAGCCGUGGCGGAAGUUGAUCGGGACCAGGGCCUGGCUGAUCGUGUCAGAGUCCGGGCAGUUGCACGUCGAGGAGAUCGAGAAGCACUCCAUCAUGGGCUGGACUGGCCUCCCUGCGCGCAACCUCCUGGUGCUCGACCUGGUGCUGUCAUACCCGUCCUCCAUCCUCGGCCGGGAGCAGGCGGAAGUCGACGGCAAGACCUUGCCUGCUAGUGGCGUUCACAAGACACUGCCAUUUGAAUUCAGAGCACUGGAAUCUUGUCUUGAAUCUGCUUGCCGGUGCCUUGAAUCAGAGACCAUGACCCUGGAGGAUGAGGCAUAUCCAGCUUUGGAUGAACUAACUUCCAAAAUCAGCACACUUAACCUCGAUCGUGUUAGACAAAUAAAGAGUCAUCUAGUUGCCAUCUCUGGCCGAGUACAGAAGGUGAGAGAUGAGCUUGAACAUUUGCUGGAUGACGAUAAUGAUAUGGCUGAGAUGUAUUUGACAGAAAAGCUUCUCACUCACUCACUGGAUAAUGCUUCAAUCAGAGAGGAAGUAGACAAUGCUGCUCCUGAAAUAGAUGAUGAAAGGGCUGAAGAUUAUAAUGAAGAAGAUGAUACUGUAGUUUUGACCAGCUACAAGCCUAACAUUGAGGAGCUUGAGAUGCUUUUAGAAGCAUAUUUUGUCCAAAUUUAUUGCACACUGCAAAAAUUAUCGGAUACCACUGACUAUCAUAAUUAG
This is a messenger RNA of Eucalyptus grandis, 840 nucleotides long. RefSeq names its product magnesium transporter MRS2-F-like. NCBI's taxonomy places the organism in Eukaryota, Viridiplantae, Streptophyta, Magnoliopsida, Myrtales, Myrtaceae. Gene Ontology annotation, molecular function: magnesium ion transmembrane transporter activity. The transcript is spliced from 6 exons. The coding region runs from base 1 to 840 and encodes 279 amino acids. The record is from RefSeq and is a predicted model, not a curated record. Gene Ontology annotation, biological process: magnesium ion transport.